Molecule: messenger RNA, 648 nt
Organism: Penicillium pulvis
Lineage: Eukaryota; Fungi; Ascomycota; Eurotiomycetes; Eurotiales; Aspergillaceae
Product: concanavalin A-like lectin/glucanase
Exons: 1
Coding region: 1-648 (215 amino acids)
Biological process (GO): proteolysis
Molecular function (GO): glutamic-type endopeptidase activity
Source: RefSeq, a predicted model, not a curated record
AUGAGGCGGUUAGUGAGCCGCCGAGAUUUGAGCUCAGUGAGAUGGAGCGGCGCGAUCGUCACCGCGCCGGAAGGGGCUUCUUUCAAUGGAGUUACAUCUACUAUCAAGGUGCCUUCGGUCACUGGCCCUAUUGAUGCGGCAUAUUCAGCCUAUGCAUGGAUCGGUAUCGAUGGCUGGGGUGGUCUUAACAAUCUUUUCCAGGCUGGAUUAGAUGUUCGUGGCAUUGAAGCAAUUGAUGGCACUUAUGUGCCCCAAUUUCGGGGAUACUUUGAAUGGUAUCCGGAAGGGGCAAACUUUUCCACGACAGACGAACUUCCAUUAUCGAGUGGCGAUACUAUGCUCGUUCGCAUUGUUGCCUCUUCAAGUACCCAAGGGACUGUCUAUCUUGAGAAUGAAAGAACUGGGGAAUCAAAGAAGUAUAAUUUCGACGAACCAUCUUAUGCCUUAACAGGAAGAUAUGCAGAAUGGAUCGUGGAGGAGUUCAGCAGCAACGCGGUCCCCUCAAACUGCAUCUUCGAAUUUCAAUCCGCAGAGGCUCAAAUGCAAGAUGGACAGACACUCGAUGCCUCUUCGGGCUCUCUUGUUCAGGUUCAGGAUGGAAGGUUGGUUGCAAGCUUUGAUCAUUCAAAUGUCAAAGUCAUUUCUUGA